This is a messenger RNA of Acanthamoeba castellanii str. Neff, 513 nucleotides long. RefSeq lists its product as uncharacterized. Lineage: Eukaryota; Discosea; Longamoebia; Acanthamoebidae. The record is from RefSeq and is a predicted model, not a curated record. Gene Ontology annotation, biological process: tail-anchored membrane protein insertion into ER membrane. The transcript has 3 exons. Bases 1 to 513 code for a protein of 170 amino acids.
AUGGAAGAGCACGAGCACACGGAUCCCAGUGGGAUGAGCUGGCAGGGAGGCGACGCGCUAUUGAUUUUUAUACUCGUGGUGCUCGGUCAAAUCCUCGCAACCGCACCACCCAAGGAGGAGGUCGGCAUAGAGGCCAAGCUGGCGGCGUUGCAGCGGGAGGCGCGACGGCUGGACGCGGUGUCGACGUUCGUGCGGUGGUCCAAGGUGCAGCGGCAGAUCCAGGCGCUCGAGAAGCAGCGCGACCGACUGCGCGCCGAGCGAAGCCGGAAGCGCUCCGUGCUCCUCGACAACCCCAUCGCUCUCUUCCUCCUCAAGCAUCUUCUGUCUCAGGUGGUACUCCCGAUGCUUUUGGUGGCGUGGUGGUGGAACACGCCGAUACUGGUAGCCGACGCGUCGACCUUUGGCCCGUGGUUCGUGGCGUCGUGGCUCGCGAUCCCCGGGUGGCCGGUCGGCACCGUCGGCGUGGUCGCGUGGGUCGCCAUCUGCCGCGGCGUCGCCCGCCUCCUCCCAUGA